Metarhizium acridum CQMa 102 is the source of this 2469-nucleotide messenger RNA. The record is from RefSeq and is a predicted model, not a curated record. NCBI's taxonomy places the organism in Eukaryota, Fungi, Ascomycota, Sordariomycetes, Hypocreales, Clavicipitaceae.
AUGGCCCAGGCAGAGUCGGCAGCCUACACGCCCACAGGCGCUGGGCUUUCGUCGACAAAUUUGUCUGAUGAAGAAAUUUUCGAGAUUGAGCAGUACAGGAAGAUUGUGCAGCUUCGCGACGCUAUCUUGUCUGGCAGACAUCCCACGCUGAAGGCUCCACCAGGGUCGAACACAUCGUUAGAACCGUUGUCGCUUCGAAAAAUCGCGCUGGAACCGAGAGCGGAGGCAAAGCAGACUGGCAGUAGCAAUGGCAAUGGCAAUGGAGACAACUCCUCCGCUGCUUUUACCCAGCCUAAUUCUGGCCCCCCCGAGCUGAAUCCAAUCUUUCUGGAAAAAUCUGAGUCGCUCGUUAGAGCCGAGCUGCAGAUUCAGCGGCAGCGCUUGGAACGCGCCAUCAAGGAAGAAGUGGAACAACGUCGGGCUGCAAAAAAUAGCCCGGCAGAGCUCAUACCUGACCUCGAUCUAUCUGAUGUGCUCGCAAGAGCCCUCGUUUUGGCUCAGACUACAUCUGCGCCAAUCACCCAUGGUGAGAACUUGACCGCUAACGCCGAAACCACCAGUGAUUCUUUGGACGACAGCACUUUUUAUUCGUCUCGUCAUGAUACUCCCGAGUCUCAUCUAACCUCACGUAUUCGUAAUCAAUCUGAAGGAAUUCAAACUACUAACUCUCAAGAACUUGAUGUUGGAGAAGCCUCUCAACAGGCCAAAAAGUUGUCACCAAGGCCUCACGAUGAUAAUGGGGAUACAACAACUGGAACAUGUCCACCGCGGCCGAAUGAGACCAACCAUCUUCCGACGGCAAGCGCUUCUAGACCUCCUUUCGUGAGCGUUGUUCCCGGGCUAAACAAUUACGUCCAGGGAGCCGGCCAAACCAGGAGCAAUGUGGCGAGCCAAUCUGGAGAGAAGGAUCAUUUGGACGUGGAAGCAGCUAAGGCUUACGAGCCAUUGAAUGCCUCCCACCACCGUAACAAUGAACAUCUUGACAGCCACCCACCGUCCCCUCUCGUUCGAAACCACACCUUGCAGCCUGUUGCACCACAGCCCACUCACCCUUCGGCUCUUAGCGCGUUAGCGACUGCAUCGUCGACGGUACAUGAUACGCCCAUAGUUGGUGGCCGAAGCGGUAUGGGCACUCCUGCACAAGUUGCCGCACUCAGAACCGAAUCGAACAUUGUAAUUAGCCCCGAUAGCUCAUCGCAGGGCGGAAAGAAAAAAGGGAAGAAGAAGAAGAAAAGGAAGGCAGACAGGCAAGCCCCAGAACCUGAGGCAGCCCCAUACAUCAAACCUGAACCUAGAUCACCUUCACCGUUGACAGCCCCGUCCUAUCUCCGCCCAACCAAGCGCCCUAGGCAUGAGCAAGAGCCGCUUGCCACAACCCAGCACGAACCGCGGUAUGUUCAGGAUGAUGGAGUCCAGUACAUAACAAGACAGUACAGAGAAGAGCCCAUACCAGUAGGAUAUGCCAGACCGGCUGCUCACCAUCAGCCGCAGCCUGGUGAUGUACGGUAUCACAGUGGGGAGUACUACGAUGUGCGACAGUUCCGUGGUGAAGAUUUAGGGCCUCGUCCGGCACAGGUUGAACACCCAACAAUAUCGUACCCGGCUCGAGCUACGCCUGUUUCAAGAUCAAUUUCGCGGGUAAUGGUGACUGAUCCGUAUCCGGCUCCCUCACGCCAAUACCGUGAAUAUCGUGAUGGCCCUCGAAUGACCGGCCAUACAGAGGGCGACACCUUCAUCGCACCCGCGAGGUCAACCCAUACAAGGAUAUUGGUCGAUGCCCAUGGCCGUGAGUAUAUUGAGCCACUCCAUCACUCACCAUCCCGCAUCUCUGCUACUUCCCCUUCCAGGCAUGGUGAACAUGAAGUGCUGUACGAACGCUUACCGCCCCGUGCCGUGUCUCGCCAUCCUGCUCCGGGGCCGUAUGAAGAUGACGGCGUUGUUUACGCAUCAUCUAACCAAGCCUACGUCGUGCCUCGCCGUGUCGUAACACAGCCAGAGUAUGUCAGCCACGAUUACAGAGACGUAUGGAAGAGGGAGAUUUCGGCGAGGGCGCCACCGCCUCAUGGGGGAUUUGUCCAAGUAUUAGCUCCGUCGGAGAGAAGAUACAUUGAAGAAACCUAUGGAGGUGGUCAGUCCAGUAUGCGUCCAGUGGAAACCCUUCGAUAUCAGCUGCCUGCGGAGUAUGGACGCGUUCCUAGUGUCCGACCAGAGGCGCAGGGGACAGCAGAUUUCGGAGCCACUGCCCAUCCAGAUGGUCACCAUGAAGUGCUCCAACCCUAUAUGAGAGAGUAUAGGCCUGGCCAAAUUCAAGAGCCCGUCAUGCAGCGGGAGUUUAGCGUUCGACCAGGGGAUCGUCCCUUAAACGGGCAACCCCGGACCGGGGAAGAGACUGCAUUUAUUGAGCGGCCUCGUGGAGCCACUCAGGAGAUAGUAUAUACGGACGAUGUGAGGCGAGAAGUGUAUAGAUGA